Molecule: messenger RNA, 1498 nt
Organism: Liolophura sinensis
Lineage: Eukaryota; Metazoa; Mollusca; Polyplacophora; Chitonida; Chitonidae
Product: elongator complex protein 6-like
Exons: 2
Coding region: 194-589 (131 amino acids)
Biological process (GO): tRNA wobble uridine modification
Cellular component (GO): elongator holoenzyme complex
Source: RefSeq, a predicted model, not a curated record
GGAGGAGCUUCCAGAAUGACAGAUGCAGGCCUAGCCCCAAAGCCUAACAUCAGCACUUGGUGACAGUUAGAAACAGAGACUGAGUGGCGGCAGUUUACAGUUUAUCCAAAUCCCCAGUUGCCCUUAAGAUAGCCAUCUGACGAGUGGAAGUAUAAAGUGGGCAUGUUUUUACCUGGGAUAAUUUGUUACACAAAUGGAAGUUACUGUUGUGUUUGGUAGAAUGGAUUGUACCUACCUGUGGAGAUCUCAGGCUACUGUUUUAACCUUAUUUCUGUUGCUGUUGGUCAUGCCCACGGCUGCCAAGCGGUACCGUUACUGUGGAGAAGGAUGCUGUCCACAUGAGUUUUGUGCCUUUCACAAGAUCUGUUACCCCUACAUGUCCUGCUCGUUUGGGUGCCCAGAUGGUGUGUGCACAAAAGGCGUGUGUAUGCCCACUGCCCCGUGCCAACAAAACACUCUCUGUCCCAUGGCACACCUGUGCACCUACAACUUUAACCUGGGCUACAACACCUGUCAGUAUAACCUGGACAUUGGAAUGACUACGUGUGUGGACAGAGAUGGACAUUCCCUGUUAAAGAAGGGGACAUGAUGCUGGUCCAGAUGGUCGGUCAGCAGAGUGUGUCUGACCAUUGCUGUGAAUGGUGUACUAUAGCAAUAGUCCGGAGGUUUGACUGGACAGCAGUGUGAAUUACUAACACCCUGACUCACCUCUUCACAUUUGUGUUCGUAGUCAUUGUUUUUGUUUAUCGAGCUCUGUGCUACAUUCCAUCUCACCUCAUUAAUCAGUCCUAAAACUGGAACUUGUACACUGGAAAUGCCUCAAAGCACCUUUUAUUCCUCAGAGGGAUUCUGACUACAUUUGAACAGCAUGAAUUUCCAUAUUCCAGUGCUGUGUUUAGAACCACUCUGGGACUAUCAGCACUGGCCACUCUGUUCAUCAGUACACUAAUCCUACAGAAUUGGGCUGGUUAUAAUGGGUUAUAAUGCCUUGUAUGGAGGGAUCCGUUGAUCUUGUGUACUCGUGGGAGAACAUUAAGGAUGGUACAUGUAGUACUCAUUUUCACAUGUACAGGACACCUGAGGAUGUACAUUGACAAUGUAGUACAUUUUCAGCAUUCUUAUCAUAUCCAUGUAUUCCUUCAGAAGCACUGAAGAGAAACAAACUAAUGUCAAACACAUUUUACUUAUGUAAUUUGAAAAGAGAUAUUUUGAAACAGUACUUUAAAAUGUAAGCACUGGACAGUCUAAGCGUUUUGCUAUUGAAUGAAAUCAUAUCUGUGUACUUGUAUUCCUUGAGGAGACCUAAAAAAAAAAUACAUAUGUUAAACGAGAUAUUUUUAAAUUCUACUUUGCUUAUACAUGUGUGUGUUUAAGACUAAACCGAGUUAACAAAUAAAGUGUUUUGACUCCUAAACUGUAGCAUACAAUUUAUCCAUUUCAUUCUCGUUACGCUCAUGUUGGCUUUCCCUCCAGGCAUGUGUGAAAAGGUCUUCCAGCA